Mesocestoides corti is the source of this 2682-nucleotide messenger RNA. NCBI's taxonomy places the organism in Eukaryota, Metazoa, Platyhelminthes, Cestoda, Cyclophyllidea, Mesocestoididae. The record is from the annotation of a GenBank genome assembly.
AUGUUAGCGCCAUCUGGUCAAGGGCUUGAACGUGAGGCAGGCGUUUUUAGUGGCCUGAAAUCAGGAGACGGCGAAGGAGGAACCUCAUUGGAUGGCGGUUUUCCUCGUGAUUGGUUGAAUCAAAGCCUCAAAACGGAGCCCAACCUGUGCGAUCGGAGGAGAACCACAACUGCCUACUUCACAGCCUCGACAGGGCAAUUCGAAGAAGCCGCUUCGAUUGGUAACCAGCAGAGCGACUACUCGUCGUUCGCGUUGCCACGCCUGCCCCCCCAUCCCUUCUCCCACGCCUUCGUUCCAACCAAUCAGCACGCGCCGGAGUGUGGCGGGACUCUGACUAGGGCACACGCAAUGCACUCCCUCUUCGAGACCUACACCAUCGAAGGGACUUCGACACGACAGCACGCGAGUGUUCGUCUGGACGACCAGAUCAUGCAGCAACCACCACCACCACCCCCACCGCCACCGCCGCCGCCGCCUCCACAGCUGGCGCGCAUUCAAAAGUCGACGAGCAGGAGUAGGAAGAUAUCGAGUUCAUCAGAGGGAAGUGCGAAGCACGCCGGAGACGGUGAACAGGCUGUCACCGGGGCAAAUAUGGUCGUGUCACGUGCCUCCUACAUGUGUCGCAAGUGCAAGGCUCAUGGCCAGGCGGUUCCUGUUAAACGACACAAACGCGCCUGUCCGUACCUCCAGUGCCGGUGUCUCAAAUGCCGAUUGGUCGAUCAAGGUCGAAAAGUAGUCGCCCGUCAAAUUGCUCUGUACCGCGAUCAGAAGGGGCACUCAGUGACCUUGGGAGGGGCCGAUGGUGGCAACCAAUCACGUCUCGCCAAGGACGACUCACGCCAACGUGUCACCCCGCUGCGUUCUUCCACUGCCACGAACCCUCUUCUUCAACUGCCGCUUCCUCGAGUGCCUCCAAUGCUUCCAGUGAUGCCCACGUCGACCUCGAAGACCGUCAGCUCGUCUCUGAUUGGUCGAACUGUUGUAGGACCGCACUGCCGCAGGUGUCGCAACCACAACGUUGCGGUUACGUGGAAAGGUCACAAGAAGUCCUGUCCCUACCGCAACUGCCCCUGUGACCCCUGUCGACUGAUCAAUGUUCGAAAGGACACGGAAAAGACCUUAAGGGACAUGGCUGGAAUAGAGGAAAAAUCGAUGCUACCGACGUCAAUACUCUCCGAGGAAUCAACCAGCGUUAGCAAUUUCUUCCCCUACCUAAUGCCUGUCAGCACAGUUCGCUCAACAGACGAGGCUCUGCACCAACAGCAGCAAAAUCACCCCUCUGGUGGCACUGAAGUCUCGUGGAAUGAGCCAGCGCAGUCACAGCGGACGCAACGACGGACGCGUUCUCUGCAGAACCUCAAUGCACAACUCCCCGUCUCCGAGACCCACGUCAACAACAAUUCGAGUACGCAGGGUGGCAACCAGACGGUGGUCACAAAUGCCCUGGACCAGAAUCAACCCAGCCCGAUCGGAGUGGCGCGAAAUCAAACCGCCAUCUCCGACUCGCCAACUCACAACUUCGAUCAAUAUCAUCGUGGUGGUGGUGGUGGAAAUUACGAUGUCUACUAUGAAGAGAAGCUUAACCCACGGCCCGUUCUGCCCUUCUGGCAAAGUUUUGGCCACUUUGAGGAUAAAUCGACCGCUUCUGGCCAAAGCUACAUUGGCAAUUACUAUGGCCUUGAAAACGGUCGCGUUUUCCAUGGCCACGGUCAAGGUCACCAUAUGUACAGCCCGGAGAGAGUGUCAGCUGUUGCGGCGGCUGCCGCGGCGGCAGCUGCAAUGGUUGCCAUGACACCGCCAAUCAACGGAGCCUACCAGCAGCCCUGCUACGCGAGUCAAGGUCGUGCUGGCGGCCUGUGUCACCCGGUGGCACCACAACACGCCGAUCACCUUGGAUACGGUGGUUCGGAGGAGUUCGCGUUGAGUAGCACCUCCAGUGGCACCUACCAGACCCGAUUUCCUGCCGACAGGGGCCGCGGGGAGGACUGCUGCGGUGGAUGGGGUGCGUACCGUUACCCCUACAUGAUUCGGGGUCUGCCGUUUCACACCCCCGACGCCAUGGACGUGGAUGCUUCGUUUGGCCAACGACACCUAAAGUCUAGCGCUCAGGCCAAGUUGUCUGAGGACGUGUAUUCGCGGCCUGUUGCACACGUGUGGCGCAGCCAACUUCACCAAUUGAGCAUCUCCCAACUUCGGACGGACGGUGAAGAGGUCAAGCGGUUCCAUCAAAUCGAUUGCAACAACAAAGUCGAGUGCCUGGGCGAGGUGAAGGGAUUGCGUGAAUCAAGGCUUGAUUCGCUGGAAGAACCAUCAGCUGUUCAAUUACCCAACCAACCACUAGCACUGAAUGUCGAACUCGACGGUAGCCAGGAGGGUCGCGAUCGUGGAGGUGGCAACGUCGUCAUUCCCAUCGCCAACAAGACCCAAUACACCGCUUCCUUCGCUGACGAAUUUCCAUUAUCCACCGCCGACAAUCACCAGACGGCUUCAAGUGCGGAGAUGCCUUACGUUACUCGCAAUGAUGAGCCUUAUAGUCGAUUUGAACAGGCCGCCACUUCUACUACCACAACCACCACAACGACGACGACGUCGUCCUUUGGGAUCGAUGAGUCGCAGCUACCUACCGCCCCCUCCUUCACAUCGCGACUCAACGCCUCAUUUACCUCCCCUCAGUCCCACUGA